GCGCAGUCCAAAUCAGUCGUGACGAAUCCCAGCCAGCCGGCGACACCUUCAUUCUAUUCUAGCAGCGGUUUUUUUAAUUUUAUUUUCCCUUCUUCUUUUUUUUUUUUUUAAAUCUCGCCAAGUCCACGAUGGACAAGUCAUGCUGACUCGUGGAAGUGUGCCACGGACAUGAAGAAGGUGAUGGUUGCUCCUCGCUUUCCUCAAAGUUGACGGGAGUGACGCGACGACGAUGAUGAAGUCAGGCAUGCACAAGCCUCCAUUGGCACCUAAACCCAAGCCAGCGCAGCUUCAGAAGGCCGAGCUGUCUCCCUCCACCCCCCGAAAAGAUGCCCUUUCGCACCAACCUCCUGGCACGCUCGGGAAGAUGAAGCCCACACUGGCCCCCAAGCCCAGCUUUUCCAUACUGGAGUCCAAACCCGUCCCUUCGAAGGAAAUUCAACGGAUCAUCAGUGUCCUUAACAGCCAAAAUGGAAUUCAUCAAGAGAACAAGAAGCCAAACUGGGAUUAUAUUAUUCCCAUUUGUCUUUGUAGCCAGAAAAACUGCAUGUGCAUCAGGAACAAUCACAUGGACAAAACUCAGAAGGAAUUGAAGACAAACUCAAGUGAAAGAAAGCUGGACAUUGCAAGAACACCAGAAACCCGUGCAUCUGUAGCUAACGGCCACCUCCCAAGCCAUAAACCUACUCAACAGACUGCACCUGCUUUGGGCAAGAGCCUCAACAGAGUCGCCUCAAGUCCUCAGUUGAAAGUCUGGUUAUCUUCUGACCAGAUCCGGAGCAAUGUUGCCAACGGUAAUGUUGGCCAGCAAGGGCAGGAUCCACAGGAAGAUGCGCAAAACUCUAGAAAGCCCUUCCCUGUCCCGGUGCCCCGUAAACCCAAGAAUACCUCUCUGUUCCACCAGGAAGAAAUUGAGGAAAUCCAGGAAGUGAGGACAGUAGAAAAGUUGAAGGAGCCAUUUGAAGGAAAGGGCAGUGAAUCCUUAAUAAAGCUCUUCUCGCGGCCUUCCCUGCCACCCAGGAAUAACCCUUAUCUUGCAGCACCUGAAAAGGCGGCAAGUCCUGCUCUGUCCACGUUUCAGGACAAUGUGGAGGAAGAAGACCUGGGCUGGGACAGCAUCUAUGAUACGGAGUUAUCUGUUGACAAGGUGGACGAUGAUGUGGAGGAGAGGGAAGCAAGGCGUAAUGACCAGGAGGCUGCCAAUAAAGACCAGAGCGAUGGCUCUAGUCUUUUCAAGAACCAGGACGGGGUGGUCAAGGUAUCUCCGAAGAAGCCGCAGAGGAACAACAGCCCAAUGGCUUGGAUGAAAAGGACUGCGUCACCUGAUGCGAUGAAACUCGGAAUUAACCGACCCCUGCCUCCUGUAAAGGCGACCAAAACUUUGGAAAAGCAACAACCCGGGUCCUUUUCCGGUACAGACCACGUCGGUUAUGAAAGACAUCAGAGUCACUCUCUCAGGAAGCUACUGGAUGUGAAACUCUCCACUAUGACCCUGCCCAAGUUCAUGACCGCCAAAGGAUCCCAGACGCCCUCGGAGUCAUCCAGCAAUGACCAGGCCAUACCCCACCAUCUCCACGAGGCGUUCGGGGCCGAACGUAACGGACUGGAGCAAAGCGUGGACGGAGACGAGUUCUGCCCCACCAGUGAACAAGACGGGAACUAUGAGAACGUCUGCCUUUAUGAGGAGAUACCGGACUAUGAGAACUUCUACUUUGGCAGCUCAGAUGGUUCCAGUGUGGCCUGUCAGAGCCUGAUGUAUAGUGACGAGGGGAUUUAUGAGGAACCGGGGACGUAUUUGGAUAAACUCGCUUACUACGACAGAAGCUCUGUCGAGGUGGAUGAUGUCAUCUCAGAUGAUGACUUCAUACCUUCAUCGGAUGAAGAGGAGGACGAGGAAUACGACAGUUCUCUCUCAAGUAAAGGAGAGCCCGAGCCGCAGGAGGAAAACGGGAGCGGCCCCAAAAAGUCCAAGAUCUGUUACAUCGCCACUGAAAUUAUGACCUCUGAGAAAGUGUUCGUGGAUGUCCUGAAACUGCUCCAUGUUGACUUCCGCGAGGCGGUAGCUGAAGCGUCUCGUCAAAAUGGCAAACCUGUGAUUGAGGAUCGUCUGCUCAACCAGAUCCUGUACUACCUCCCUCAACUCUAUGAGCUGAACCAGGACCUGCUGCUGGAACUACAGAACAGACUGGCCCUGUGGGAUGAAAACGACCAGGUGGCGGACAUCUUCCUGCAGAAAGGUCCCUAUUUGAAAAUGUAUUCCACAUACAUCCGUGAGUUUGACAAGAAUGUGGCCCUACUGGAUGAGCAAAGCAAGAAGAAUCCAGCAUUCGGCGCUGUCGUACGUGAAUUUGAGGCCAGUCCACGUUGUGCCAACUUGGCUUUAAAGCACUACCUCCUAAAGCCCAUUCAGAGAAUUCCACAGUACCAGCUCCUGCUUAGAGACUACUUAAAAAACCUGUCCAAAGACUCGUCUGAUUACAAGGACACGCAAGCUGCUCUUGCUAUCGUUAAAGAAGUGGCAAAUCAUGCUAAUGACAUCAUGAAACAAGGGGAUAACUUCCAGAAGCUAAUUCAAGUGCAGUGCAGCCUGAACGGCCAUCACGAAAUAGUCCGGCCUGGAAGGAUCUUCCUGAAGGAGGGCUCCCUCAACAAGCUGUCCAGGAAGAUCAUGCAGCCCAGAAUGUUCUUUCUGUUCAACGACACCCUGCUGUACACCACCCCUGUCCAGUCCGGCCAGUACAAGGUCAACAACAUGCUGUCUCUGGCUGGAAUGAAGGUCAGCAAGCCGAGCCAAGAAGCCCUCCAGAACGAGCUGACCAUUGAGAGCGUGGAGCGCUCUUUUAUUCUUUCCGCUAGCUCUGCAUCAGAGCGAGACGAUUGGCUCGAGGCCAUUUCCACAGCCAUCAACGACUACACCAAGAAGAAGAUCACGUUCUUAUCUGGAAAGACAUCAGACGAGGCGCAGCUGAGUGACACUGGAGACGGAGCUCCUUUGGGCUCCAAAGCUCCCAUAUGGAUCCCAGACCUACGCGCCACAAUGUGCAUGAUCUGCACCUGUGAGUUCACGCUGACGUGGAGGCGGCACCACUGCCGGGCCUGCGGAAAGGUGGUGUGCCAGUCGUGUUCCUCCAACAAGCACUGCCUUGUGUACCUCAAGAACCAGCUGGCCAGAGUGUGCGACCAGUGUUACCUUGUACUGCAGGAGCAGAAAAGUGAACAAGCCCUCUCAGGGGCGGCAACACCCGGCAACAAAGGCUUUGGUUUCUCUCGUAAACAUAAGAGGAUUCCUGCGACCCUCAAAGAGGUGACGGCCAGCACGGGCAACUCCUCCAUGAGUGGAUACUUGCAGAGGUCGAAGGGCAAAAAGAAGCAAGGGAAGAGGCUGUGGUUUGUGAUCAAAGAUAAGGUUCUAUACACCUACGCUGCCAGUGAGGAUGUGGCCGCCUUGGAGAGUCAGCCUCUUUUAGGGUUUGUCCUGAAACUGGACCCAUCCCAACAGUUGCAGUUCAAGCUUUACCACAAAAACACCCUGUACUACAACUUUAAAGCCGAUGACGCCCAAACAGCACAGAGGUGGAUUGACACGUUCAGAGACUCAGCCGUGCUUUAGUGUCUGGACUUUGUGUGACAUUUCAACGUUGGCAAGAAAGGUUUUACCUCAGUGCUUCCAGAGUUUUCCAUCUGGAGACACCAUGUUUCCAUGUAUUAGAUUAUUUUUACUACCCCUCCAUAUAUACGGACGUUAUGUUUUUAUAUUGUCUGUAUGUUGCAUCGUGUACAUCCUUUUUAAUCAUCUGUAGCCUUUUUUCUAGUUAUUUUUGCGAGCACAAUUUGUGAUUUCACACACUAAAAACCUCCUUCUUCACUUUUUAUUUCUAUUUAAUAAACUUCCACCUUAAAUUAUUAUUUUUUUUACAAUGACAAAUGGUGUGUUUUAUGUUUUCCCUAGGAGAUCUGCAAUGGAUCAUACCAUGCUCUGCACUUAGUUCACUAAAAAUGUAAAUAGUUUACAGUCCACCAGUAUGUUGUGUAAAUAUUAUUGAUGAUCAUCACUCAUUAAAUCAAAUGUGCAUAACAUUCCCUUACACUGUUGGAAUAUUGUUAUUGUAAUAAAUAGUAUUAACACCC
Messenger RNA from Nerophis lumbriciformis (worm pipefish), 4125 nucleotides. RefSeq names its product FYVE, RhoGEF and PH domain-containing protein 6-like. Lineage: Eukaryota; Metazoa; Chordata; Actinopteri; Syngnathiformes; Syngnathidae. The record is from RefSeq and is a predicted model, not a curated record. Gene Ontology annotation, cellular component: cytoplasm. Gene Ontology annotation, molecular function: guanyl-nucleotide exchange factor activity; metal ion binding.